This is a messenger RNA of Somion occarium, 996 nucleotides long. NCBI's taxonomy places the organism in Eukaryota, Fungi, Basidiomycota, Agaricomycetes, Polyporales, Cerrenaceae. The record is from the annotation of a GenBank genome assembly.
AGUGUGCCUGAGAGCGCGUUCUUCGACGCGCCUGCGAAGUCUCGACAAAUACUGGGGGCUGUGCACUCAUCCUUGACUUAAACUACCAUCUUGACUUCAUACCAAUAUGUCUGAACCCGCCCCGGGCGCGACGCGAUGGAUUCCCCUUGAAAGCAAUCCUGACGUUCUGAACUCAUGGUGUAGCAAAGCUGGGCUCAUAACUUCAGAAUUCGAAUACUCAGAUAUCUAUGGACUUGAUGAGGACCUCCUUGCUCUUGUUCCACAACCUGUCAAAGCAGUAAUUCUUCUCCUUCCACUAACCGACGCGAUCGAGAGGAAGACGCAGGAGGAGAUUGCCAAGAUCCGACGGGAGGGACAACAUCAUGUUGAUUCUUCCAUAAUUUGGAUCAAGCAAACUAUUGGAAAUGCAUGUGGAACGAUGGCUCUACUACACGCUAUUAUUAACACAAAUGUGCCCGUGAUACCAGACAGCCCGAUUGCGAAGUUUAUCAUAGAGUGCAGAAUUUUCUGAUUUUCACAGCUUUGACACCGGAGGCGCGCUCACAUCUUCUCGAAACGACCACGCUCUUCUCCGAGAUUCACUCUGAAGUAGCAUCUGCCGGUCAGACAGCUGCACCAGAUGCCAAUGCCAAAGUGGAUCUUCACUUCACUUGCUUCGUUAAGGCUCCAGACCCUGCCAAUCCGUCGGUGAGACGUCUAAUUGAACUGGACGGCAGAAGGGAUGGUCCGCUUGAUAGAGGUCUAUGUACAGAUCUAUUGAAGGAUGUUGCGAGGGUCGUCAAGGAGCACUACGUCGACACGGCAGCCAGCGUACAGUUCAGCAUGCUUGCGCUCGCGCCGCCACCAGAAUUCUGAACGAAAGAAUGGAACGAGUACUAGUAAUACGACAUGAAAUAGUCCGAGUCUUGUAUAAUAGUUCGAAUCCCUCGAUACACUAGCAUGGCUCCAAGAACAAAGUGGAAAUCUAACGUAUGCACUUCAGUAUGCAUCACCUAC